Oppia nitens is the source of this 1364-nucleotide messenger RNA. Its product is annotated as sodium-dependent glucose transporter 1-like. NCBI's taxonomy places the organism in Eukaryota, Metazoa, Arthropoda, Arachnida, Sarcoptiformes, Oppiidae. The coding region runs from base 24 to 1364 and encodes 446 amino acids. The record is from RefSeq and is a predicted model, not a curated record. The transcript is spliced from 5 exons. Gene Ontology annotation, biological process: transmembrane transport.
AAACUAACUGUCCCCUCGCUAUCAUGGAAUUUGAAUGGUUGUCCAAAAUGUUAACACCAAAGCAUUUGCUAACAUAUUCACUGUUUUUCUGUUAUUUCGGAAAUGCCAUCAACUAUAGUCUGGUUGGACCUACACUGACAUCACUGAGCGAUAUCUAUGGUGUAACCUAUGAUGACAACAUGAUUGUCACCAUAAGAACCGGGUUUUACACUAUCGGAGCGCUAACUGGUUUUGGCUACAAAUAUGUGAGCCGACAAACAUCGCUAAUAGUGUCGAUGAUAAUAAUGGGCAUAACAUUAGGUGUAUUGCCUUCUGUUAAUUCACUGACCAUCUACUAUGUAAUCGGCGCUAUAAAUGGCAUAACUGCCGGCUCAAGUGAUAUGGCUAUAACGGCAUGGAUUAUAGAGUUAUGGGACGAAAAAAGUGGUCCCUAUUUAUUGGCCGCUCAUUUUUGUUUCGGAACCGGCAAUAUAGUGGGUCCACAAAUCGCCCGACCAUUUCUUCUGGAAAAUUUGUCUCAAUUGGUGUUUGCCUAUAUUAUCUGUGGCAUUAUUUGUGUGAUCAGUGGCGUUAUCUUAACUUUUGUUGUAUUUGGUCCUAAAAUCAGAGACCAAUCGACUACUCCCGAUGAAACCGUACCGAACCAAACACAYCGGACUUCUAUUUCCGAGGAUGUCAUACAAGAAUCGCGACGACGCGAACUCAGACCCAUAUUUGUUGUCAUAAUUGUGAUCUUCGGGUGCCUUCUAUUAGCUAUCUAUUCAUCAAUGGAAAUGUCAUACUUUAAUUUGCAGUCAAUUUUUGCUCAGACCUCAAGUUAUAAUAUGAGUGAAGCCGACGCCACUUUGCUAUCAUCGACCACUUACGCUGUCUAUACUAUAACUAGAGGUGUCGAAAUACUACUGGCCCUCAAAAUACCGGUUCACUAUAUAAUGUUAGCUCAUUUUGCAGUCAUUAUUAUCUUCAGCAUUGUCUCAAUAGUGACAUAUAGUUUGCCUUUAAUAUGGCUGUGGAUUAGUAACAUAGGCAUCGGUAUUGGUUGUGGAUCAGUAUAUCCAACUAUAUACGCAUUUCUUCAGCAAAAUUUCAAUAUUGACGAUAAAAAGACAGCCAUUUUAUUGUUUGUCAGCGGAGGUCUCGGAGCCACUUAUCCUUAUAUUGUGGGAAAAUCGAUGACCAGUUGGCCACUUGUCUAUAUUUACAUUAAUAUUAUUAGUAUUAUAUUGUGUGUCCUCUUUUUGUUUGUCAUACGAUUCAUUAGCUGGAAGUGCGGUCGUAUGGUUAGACCAGUUAUGGUGAUGACCGUCUCUUCCGACGGACCUCAAGAAARCGAUUCAUCGCUAACUAGACAACAAUCAACUUAA